Lolium perenne is the source of this 645-nucleotide messenger RNA. The record is from RefSeq and is a predicted model, not a curated record. Lineage: Eukaryota; Viridiplantae; Streptophyta; Magnoliopsida; Poales; Poaceae.
AUGACUAACUCGACACUCGACUCGCCCCCGCAGCUCCCUGCCGCCGGCGCCUGGGGCUCUCUGUUCACCGUCCAAAAACCUGCAAAAUCCCCGAAUAUGUCCGCAGUGCCAUCGUCCUUUGUCAAGACGAAGCCGGCGUACGGUGUGAAGCGGAACCUGGCGAUGUGCACCGAGGCGCUCGGGUGCGAGACCGGCGGCAUAGACACAACGUCUUACGACGCCGACGAGGGCGCGGCGAGGAAGAGGCAUGCCAGGGAAGAAGCGGAGGAGGCGAAGGUGGAGCCGAUGGUGGAGCGGAAGGUGCGCGCGCUGCCACCGCCGCUGACGACUCUGGCGGCUGGCGCGAGCCGCACGCGCAUGGUCCAUGAGCGGCGCAACGGGCGGCUGGAGGUGUACGCGGUGCGGGCCUCCGGGAUGGAGGCUGAUCGCAGCGGCGGGCGCCUCCGCCUCCGCUUCCACCCCUGCGACGGCUGCAAUGCCGCCGUGUGCAGCAGCAGGCAAGAACCGCAAGAAGCAGAGGAGGACGAGGCAGAGGAGGUUGAUCAGCUGCCGGAGACGGAGUACGUGGUCGCAAGGUACGCGCGCCGCGGGCGGUGCCUCAAGGUGAAGAGUGGCGCGACGGCGUUCCGGGUGGCCAUCACCUGA